Molecule: messenger RNA, 465 nt
Organism: Fraxinus pennsylvanica
Lineage: Eukaryota; Viridiplantae; Streptophyta; Magnoliopsida; Lamiales; Oleaceae
Source: the annotation of a GenBank genome assembly
AUGUCGGAGAAAGAGAAAGAGAAAGAUAACGCGGUGACAGAGAAAGUGGUAUCGGAAGCCGAUGAACUGCCAAAGACUAUCGUGCGCCGGGUAGUGAAGGAUAAGCUAUCACAGCUCUCUAAGGAUUCCGAAGUCACCGUUCUCCGCGAGUCCCUUCGGGGCUUCUGUGAAAGCGCACGAAUUUUCAUCCAUUUCCUCUCCGCUACAGCCAACGACGUAUGUAAGGAGUCAAAGAGGCAAAUAAUCAACGCAGAAGAUGUAUUCAAGGCAUUGGAAGAGAUAGAAUUUGCGGAGUUUGUUGCCCCGCUGAGAACUUCUCUUGAAGAAUUUAGGCAAAAGAAUGCUAAAAGGAAGUCUGAGUCCUUGAAGGCAAAGGAGACGAGCAAAAAAGGUAAAAUGAAAGAGCCACCUGCAACAAAUGGAAGUGGAAGUGAAGAAGAUGAAGAUGAAAGCAGUGCAGAAUAG